Acanthopagrus latus (yellowfin seabream) is the source of this 2883-nucleotide messenger RNA. RefSeq names its product FEZ family zinc finger 2 (gene fezf2). Gene Ontology annotation, cellular component: nucleus. The transcript is spliced from 6 exons. Bases 724 to 2007 code for a protein of 427 amino acids. Lineage: Eukaryota; Metazoa; Chordata; Actinopteri; Spariformes; Sparidae. The record is from RefSeq and is a predicted model, not a curated record.
GCGGACACAUGGACUCAACACGGCCCUUGCAGCGGAGAGAGAGGGCUGCUGCUCAUUGUAACUCCCACACAACACGGCGGAUUCCAGCAAACUUCUUGUAUGCCUCUCAGAGGAAAAAAGCCGCUCUUUUCAUUUGUCCUUGUAUACCUCUGAGUCUUUUCUUUUUCCUCUCCCUCUUUAAUCCGUCCCUCUAUUUCAGGAGAGAGAGAAAAAAAAAACAAAACACAAAACCAGGUUCACGCAGUGCUUUAGUGGCUAAAAGUGAAAGAGCUUGUGUUUUUUUUUUCUUUCUUUCUUUCUUUCUUUUUUCCUCCCUGCGCUGAGUUGAGCCUUGAAUCGCUCUGGAAAAUUGCUUCUUUUGAAUAGAGGGUAGGAGGAACGACGUUUAAUAGGAUCCUAACGGAGUCUCUGCUACUAAACAGGUGGAAAUUGGACGUCCUCGAAUUUAUACAAAUAGGCGUGCAGGGCGUCUCCCUGUCACCCAGUUAAGAGUUUGGGUGCCCGCUGAUGUCAGGAGACAGUGAUCUGCGCUGAGGAGGGGCGUGCGCUGCCAACAUGUGACAGAGAGCAGUCUGCUGGUUUCUCAUCAGCCGUCUGACCAUUGAAGAGGAGAGUGAAAAGACGCGGGGCAGCUGGAGGAGCGGGUCGGACAGCACCGGGAGUUGCUCACACCAAGUUCUGCUCCGCUGCAAACAAAACAACAGCAACAACAACAGCAACAAGAUGGCAAGUUCUGCCUCUCUGGAGACGGUGAUGUCCUGCGGGAGGACCGGACCGUCCGCGGCUCCCAAGACCCUGGCCUUCUCCAUAGACCGGAUCAUGUCCAAGAGCUCGGAGCCGAAGGGGAGCGCGGAGGAGCGGUCAGAGGGGAAGAAGCUGCUCGGGCUCUGCUCCCCGAUCCCCUGCAUGAUCCCGCUGCAGCCCUUCAGCUACGACCUCCAAGCGAAGGCGCUGAUGAACUACUCGGAGUUGUGGAGAGCCAGUUUCAGGGGCACUUUUUGCGGCUCCGCAGCUGCUCCGUGCAAGGGAAACUGCGGAAUAUGCGGGAAAGCGGACUCGGGCUUGAAGCAGCCGCAGCUGACGUCGGGGAGCAGGGUGGUGAAACCGCAGGUCCUCCACCAGGCCGUGGCCGUGCCCAGCGGCGGCUCGCUCUACUAUCUGAACUACCUGGACUCUGCGUACCAGCAGUCGGAGCUGCUGGCCGGACACUGGUUCUCCAGCCCGCAGGCCCAGGCCUCUCUGUCGGCGCACCACAGACUCUUGCUGCUGGAGAACGCAAAGCUGGCCGGGGUAGGGACCGACAAGCUGCCCACACCUCAGUACCCGCACAAGGAACAUCUGCCAGGGCAGCUGGACCAGAUAGUGAAGGAGAACCACGGCCUGAGCACCGAGAAGAACGGCGUGAAGACGCACAACAAACUGAGCAGCACCGGCAGCAGCGCUGCUGACGGAAAACCCAAAAACUUCACAUGUGAAGUGUGUGGAAAGGUUUUUAACGCACAUUACAAUCUGACCAGACACAUGCCGGUGCACACCGGGGCCCGGCCCUUCGUGUGUAAAGUGUGCGGUAAAGGAUUCCGGCAGGCCAGCACGCUGUGCAGACACAAAAUCAUCCACACGCAGGAAAAGCCUCAUAAAUGCAACCAGUGUGGGAAGGCGUUCAACAGAAGCUCCACUCUCAACACGCACGUACGGAUCCACGCCGGAUACAAACCGUUCGUCUGUGAAUUCUGCGGGAAAGGUUUCCACCAGAAAGGAAACUACAAGAACCACAAGCUGACUCACAGCGGGGAGAAGCAGUACAAAUGCUCCAUCUGCAACAAGGCCUUCCAUCAGAUCUACAACCUGACCUUCCACAUGCACACUCACAACGACAAGAAGCCCUUCACCUGCGCCACCUGCGGCAAGGGCUUCUGCCGCAACUUCGACCUGAAGAAACACAUCAGGAAGCUGCACGACAGCGUGUUCUCUGCGGCCUCGGAGGCCUCCAGAGAGCUGCAGAGCUGAGGCGCAGCGCCCUGUCACAGAGAGAGAGACUGGCCCCUGAGCUGCCCGUGUAGCUGCGCACAACACGCUAGAGAGAAGGCGCAGUCCAAUACAAUUGGACCCAAUCUCUUAAAAGGAACUGUGGUAAUCCUAUAAGAUUUAGGAUCCUUCCCAAAUGUCCCAACAGGGACACCGUAGGGAGUACAACGACUCCUCACACUUACACUGUAGGAAUAUUAGCAUUUUUUUUUCUUCUGCUCGGGUAGAAUUUCUUUCUGCAUUCCCAGUUAUAAACAUCGAACAGGAGAAAUCAGCUGUCUCCAUGGAGCUGUAAAUAAUAGGUUACGGAAAUAAAGAAUGUUAUUUAAAAUGUAAUUCAUUUGCCAUGUUGUGUAUUUCUCUGAAAAAUGUUAAUGUCAAUAAAUAAGUUAUAACUUAUAAUGAAACAUGAACGUCUGAGCCACGUGUUUGUGUUUUUGAAGGCAUUUGAAAAUAGAACGGAACCCUCAAAGAGCCGGUCCGGCCCGGGCAGGCUCUGCUUCUGCUGACUUUCAGACGACACAUGAGCAAACUCAACGAUUUGUGAAACAUAAGAGCAUGAACAGACAGGCCAGAUGAACACACAUUCAACAUGAACACAACAGAAGCAUCAAACAGGAGCGGUGAGUUUACGAGCUGUGCUGUGAAAUUCAGAUUUUUUAUUUUAUUUAUUUAUUUAUUUAUUUUUUUUACGGAUGUGCUCGAGGUCAUUUUCUGUGUUCGAUGCUCCGCGUUUUAUCAUUUUGUUUCAUUUUCGAUUUUAUUUAUUCGAUGUGCGUUGCUGUUGUAACCCAACAGUCUGCGGCAGGAGGGCCCCAACUUUGUUUUUUGCCCGUGUAUUGUUGAGAUGCAAAAUAC